AUGGCGCGAGAACCAGCACGUCCACCAGCGCAUCGGGAAGCCACUGGUCGACCAGUGAUCAAGAAUAAGCUAUGUAUUAUCAACGCAGCACGAGAUAUGUCGCCUCACGCUGCGCUGGACACGUACUUCUCUGGACCGGAACGCCGCGCAAGACGGCUUGCGGUGUUGGUGGAGGACAUAGUGUUGGUCGACUGGACGCACGUGGAGUGCUACCAAGUGUGA
Messenger RNA from Aphanomyces astaci, 222 nucleotides. RefSeq lists its product as hypothetical. The coding region runs from base 1 to 222 and encodes 73 amino acids. Lineage: Eukaryota; Oomycota; Saprolegniomycetes; Saprolegniales; Verrucalvaceae. The record is from RefSeq and is a predicted model, not a curated record. The transcript has 2 exons.